AUGCUUCCCGACAUCAAACCCUUCAAGAUUGCCGUCCCCGACUCGGCCAUUGCCGCGUUAAAGGCGAAACUGGCCAAGGCUGCAUACCCGGACCAAGUCGACUUCUCCGACGACUGGGCGUAUGGCGCGGCGCGCAACGACGUCAGACGGCUCGCCAAACACUGGGAGGACACGUUUGACUGGAGAGCGCAGGAGCAGAAGCUCAACAAGCUGCCUCACUACAUGACCAAGAUUUCCGUCGACGGCUUUGAACCGCUCGACAUUCACUUCCUGCACCAGCGGAGCUCCCAGCCAAACGCCAUUCCGCUCUUGUUCGUCCACGGAUGGCCGGGCAGCUUCCUGGAAGCCACCAAGAUCUUGCCUCUGCUCACGGAGCCUCGCCCGGGACAGCAGGCCUUUCACCUCAUCGCGCCGUCGCUGCCCAACUUCGGCUUCUCCCAGCAGGUCCGGCAGCGAGGAUUCGCCCUUCCCCAGUACGCCGAGUGCAUGCACAAGGUCAUGCUUCAACUCGGCUACGACACCUACGUGACGCAAGGCGGCGAUUGGGGCUUCUUCAUCACCCGCCUCAUCGGCCUGCAUUAUCCGGAGCACUGCCUCGCGUCGCACAUCAACUUCCCCGUGGUCCGGCCGCCCCCGGCCAAGUCGCUGUGGUUCGGCCUCCAGUACCUCCUGGGGCAGUACUCCCACACGGACAGGCAGGGGCUCGCGAGGACGCUGUGGUACUUUGCCGAGGGCGCGGGCUACAUGCUGCAGCAGAGCACGAAGCCGUCCACGCUGGGCUUCUCGCUCGCCGACUCGCCCGUGGCCCUGCUGGGAUGGAUCUACGAAAAGCUGCACGACUGGACGCACGAGUACCCCUGGACCGACGACGAAAUCCUGACGUGGGUGUCCGUUUACCAGUUCUCCACGGCGGGCCCGGCCGCGAGCCUCUGCAUCUACUACGAGGCGUACCACGCGCGCAAGUCGUCGGUCAAAUGCACCCGGUACGUGCCCUCGGUUCCGCUGGGGAUAUCGUACUACCCCAAGGACUUGUUUGUCGUGCCCAAGCCGUGGGGCCAGUGUCUAGGGCCCGUCGUUUACGAGGCGACGCACUCCCACGGCGGACACUUUGCGGCCUUUGAGGAGCCCGAGCUGUUUGCCGCGGACCUGCAGUCCAUGUUUGGAGAGGAAGGGGGAGCUCGUGGCGUGGCCCAGAGGCUCUCGUCCACAGUGUAG
This is a messenger RNA of Metarhizium brunneum ARSEF 3297, 1215 nucleotides long. RefSeq lists its product as uncharacterized. Lineage: Eukaryota; Fungi; Ascomycota; Sordariomycetes; Hypocreales; Clavicipitaceae. The record is from RefSeq and is a predicted model, not a curated record. Gene Ontology annotation, biological process: epoxide metabolic process. Gene Ontology annotation, molecular function: epoxide hydrolase activity.